Molecule: messenger RNA, 360 nt
Organism: Anopheles marshallii
Lineage: Eukaryota; Metazoa; Arthropoda; Insecta; Diptera; Culicidae
Exons: 2
Coding region: 1-360 (119 amino acids)
Source: RefSeq, a predicted model, not a curated record
AUGAGCGAUAGCCCACCGGACGAUAUUGAGUCGCGCUAUCUUUACGUGCUAGAUGAAGCGGAACGUCUGCGCGUACACAUCGCUUGGAUGCACUCAUACCAGCAAUACUGGGGACAGUUCGAUUCUAUGACGGUGUACUUACGGCAACAAUCUUGGGAGUUCAUGCGGAUCAACAUCCAGUACGUUACGGACACUUGGGCACAUUUAACCACGCUGAUCAACAGCAAUGAUCCACCGGAGCUGAGGGCGCUGUUGCACGGCCUGGAACAGUUUCGAUCCAAAUGGGACACGGCCAAAACAUUCCUGGAGAGUGUCAUCCAAAGAUCGGAGCGUUUGUAUACGUCGGGAUUAGUUGUUUGA